GUUGUGAUGUUAAAUGAUAUAUUGACCAUUGAUUUUCUAUAUGAGAAAGUUAAAAAAAAAUGGUGAGUGAGUGCUUUAACAUAAUUAAGAAUUCGAGGCCUUUAUAGUCACAUGAACCUCAUGACCUUAUAGAGAUCAUUAUGGCCUUUAUUUUUCUAUGAUAUGCAUUUCCCCCUUACCUUGUACCCACUAUAAAAAGGUCCGCCCCUAUACAUACAAUACACUUCAAGAACAAGAGAAUUCUUUGAAUACAAGUAUAUUCUCCGGCAGAUCUAUAGUCCAUUUAUAAUCGUAGCUACACAUAUUGGUGAGGUGACAUUGAAUAAUAUUAGACAGGGAAAUUUCAAAUGGUGAAAAAAGAAAUGGAUAUGGGUUUCUAUAACCCUUAUCAUAGCAAAGAAGACAUUAAUGGCUUUGUGGACCUCACUCUUCGAUUAGGAUUACCUAUUUAUCACAAGAACCAAAAUAAUCCCAAUAUAAUCUCCCAAACCCAGAUGCUUCAUCCUCAUAAUCAACUACAACCGCAACCACAACAACAAGCCCCAUAUUUUAAUUAUAUCGAAUAUGCCUAUCGUUUAAACCAUUUUCAUCAGGAACAAGCCAUGUCAUAUAAGAGUGGUGGCAAUAUAAACUUGAUCAUGAAUGAAGAUGUCAAUAGCAGCAGUGGUUCGAAUUUGAAAGUUGAACAAAACAAUAAUGUAUACUUAACAAGUAACGGAAGCUACAACAACAGUACUACUUAUUAUGAUGCACUACUGGAAGAAGAUCAAGUAACAUUAGCUCCUCUUCCUUACAGUUAUAAUAACAGGAUAGGAGAGUCACAGUACAACAAUAGUGGUGUAAGUGAUCAAAGUGUUCUUGUUAUGGGGGAGGUGGAUCCUGAUGAUGAUUUCAACUGGUGUUCCAACUGUAAUUGUUCUACUGGAUUUAGAUCAUAUACCCCUAUCUGGUGCAAUAAUGCUCCUCUGGGCUCCAAGGUUGCUUGUGGAAUCAUGUAUCGGAAAGUAGAAGAGAAGAGAGCAAAGGAGGAGAGUAGCAUUACUUAUUAAGUAGUGGCUUAUUGUUCCAUACCCUUAGCAUUACUUAUUAAUUAUUACAAUAAGAAACUUUUAUAAAUUAUAUGUGGAUUCAUUUUAUUAAGACUAUAUGUUAAUUGCAAUGAUAUUUUACAAGUUCUUCACAAAAGUACAUGGAUAAUGAUG
This is a messenger RNA of Cannabis sativa, 1202 nucleotides long. RefSeq lists its product as uncharacterized. The transcript is spliced from 5 exons. NCBI's taxonomy places the organism in Eukaryota, Viridiplantae, Streptophyta, Magnoliopsida, Rosales, Cannabaceae. The record is from RefSeq and is a predicted model, not a curated record. Bases 348 to 1049 code for a protein of 233 amino acids.